This is a messenger RNA of Colletotrichum godetiae, 1230 nucleotides long. RefSeq lists its product as uncharacterized. The coding region runs from base 1 to 1230 and encodes 409 amino acids. The transcript has a single exon. The record is from RefSeq and is a predicted model, not a curated record. NCBI's taxonomy places the organism in Eukaryota, Fungi, Ascomycota, Sordariomycetes, Glomerellales, Glomerellaceae.
AUGGACUCUUCUGCCCAGGCACGCCAGGUUCUGAUCGCCGAUCUCCCGCGAGAAGGUGAUCUCGCGCAUCACACCAACAACGGCCGACCCACCACACGGGUCCGAACCGACUCAACCGAGGGCAACGUUCCCAGCCCAAACCCAAAUCCGAACCCCGAUCGAUCCGAAACGUCGUCCUCCGAUAAUAUUACGAGCCUUACUGCCCAACUUGCCAAGCUCAACGACUCGCUCGCCGCGCUGGAAGAUGAGGCGCGCGGAGAGCCCUACGAAACCUCAGAGGAAGAGUGCCGAGGCGCUGCGGGCGAUGUCGAGGCGCUUCUGGCCAGCUUGACGCAGUGCGCUACCGAGAAGACGUUUUUGGAAAAGUGUUUCCCGUGUAAAGGGUGGAAGAGGAGGGAUCUGCUGAGGAGGCAUGUCGGUGUUGUGCAGGAGACGUUCAGGACUGUCGGUAUGACGCAUCUUCGGGUUGCUAGUGCGUUUGCUAGGCUAUGCCAAACAGCUGAUGGUCUUGGUGAGGAUGCGGAGAGACUGGCUGGCGUUGUCGAGGAAGUGAAGAAUGCGUUUCAACGGGAGGGAGUAAGACGCAAGGUCCUUGGGUGGCAGAAGCGGAAUCUCAAGGCGGAGCUGGAGUGGGCUGAGGAACGUAUGUCUGCCGUGAGCAGCAGCAGUAGCAGCAACGAUGCGCCGUUUCAUAGGGCAGAUGAAGAGGGAAAUGUUGAACAUGAGUCCACGGCUACGACAAGGGAGCGAGAGGCCGAUGUCGCGAAGAUGAGACUCGAAAGGGAGCAGAUGGCGAAGCUGCCCUCAGAAUCGACAGACGACGCCCAUAACCCCACGGAAGCUGGUAUCCAUAAUCCUGCCAGGCAGCUCAAGCACCUCAAAGACGAUCGUGACGCUAGGGCCGAACACGACGUAGACAACGUCCGUUUGGAGAUUUUGGCGGCCUCGCUCGAGUCGGUGUUUCUGGUGAAGCACGAAGAUCUCAGCGUCGAUUUGCGGAAACGACGCGAAGCGCUGAGAGAGGAAGGGGAGAGAUGUCUCGCCGUCUCUGAGAGAUUGGAGAAGCUCCGGAAAUCGAAUUAUGGCGAUUUGGCGAUUGGGUUGGGCGAGCUUGCGAAGAAGCCAGACGCGGAGGCGAGGCGUAAGCUGGUCAAGAUUGUGGACACGGCUGGGCGUCUAGCUGCUGCUCGUCGCGGGGUGAUGAUGGUGGAGUACCAUAGGAUGAGAUGA